This is a messenger RNA of Ipomoea nil (Japanese morning glory), 1123 nucleotides long. Its product is annotated as protein SRC2-like. NCBI's taxonomy places the organism in Eukaryota, Viridiplantae, Streptophyta, Magnoliopsida, Solanales, Convolvulaceae. Gene Ontology annotation, biological process: defense response. Bases 107 to 1012 code for a protein of 301 amino acids. The record is from RefSeq and is a predicted model, not a curated record. The transcript has a single exon.
AUUUUUUUAUAUUCAUUCUCAAACCUUCGCGUACACACACUUCUAGCUUCUCUCUACAUAAAUCCCUAACAAGCUAGCUACUUUCCCCAACAUCCAUCGCUUAACCAUGGAGUUUCGUACUUUGGAAAUCAAGAUUAUGUCGGCCAAAGAUCUCAAUAAGGUCACUGUUUUCUCCAGGAUGAAUGUUUACGUCGUCGUUUCUAUCUCCGGCGGCAACGAUAAAUCCAAGCAGGUGUCCAAAACUCCCGUGGAUCGCGACGGUGGGGCCAACCCCGCCUGGAAUUUCCCCGUAAAGUUCACCGUCGAUGAGGCCGCCGCUCGUCAGGGCCGUCUCAUGCUCGUUUUCAAGCUCCGUUGCCAGCGCGUUCUCGGGGAUAGGGACGUCGGUGAAGUUAUCGUCCCUGUUAAGGAGCUUCUCGACUCUCCGGCUGCAUCGGCUACGAAGCAGUUCGUGAACUAUCAGGUGAAGAAGCCGUCCGGAAAGCCGAAAGGUCAGCUGACGUUUUGUUAUCAGUUCGGAGAGAAAACUAACGGCCCGCCGCCUAUUGCGGCGGUGGCUGCGAAUAAAGUGGAUGAACCCGUAACGGCCUAUCCGGCUUUUACGCCGGCUUAUCCGGGCUCAAGCAGCUCUGUAUAUUCUCCAGGUCCUACACCACCACCGCGCAAUGGACCGGCAGCUAGCGGAGCAGCCUAUCCGCCGCCGGUAGGGUAUCCUCCAGCCGGAUACGGAUAUCCGCCUCCGCCGGCUGCGGCGGCGUAUGGUAGUGGAUAUCCACAUCCUCCGCCUCCUGCAUACGGAUAUCCACCGCAACCCGGAUACGGAUAUCCAUCGCAAUCCGGAUACGGAUAUCCACCGGUACAACCGCCAAAGAAGAACAAAUUUGGGUUAGGAUUGGGCGCCGGGUUACUAGGUGGAGCGCUGGGAGGAAUGCUGAUCGGAGAUGCGAUUUCGGACGCCGCCGCUUAUGAUGCCGGAUAUGACGACGGUUUUGACGGCGGAUUUGAUUUUUGAUUUUUGAUUUGUCACCCACCGCCUUACGUUUUUGUGUCCAAUGUUCUUUUAAUAAUUUUGUACAUAUAUAUGUGGAUGAUUACAGUGUUCUUGAUUUGCUUUCAUUAUAAA